GGGGGGGCAGCCGAGCCGCGGUGCUGCACACAUUUCCCCCGGAGAAGAAGAAACGCUGAGAGGACCGCGAUCUGUGCAGACUGAACAAGAGUCCGUCAGCCUAGGGAAACAUUUCAAACUUUUGUCAUCAUUUAACAUUUCCUGACCCUAAACUUCCUGAAGAACAGACUUUAUUUCUGUUUAUCUGGGGUUAUACUGAUCUGCAGAAGGAAGGGUAAAACUCAAUCAAACAAAACAUUUAAGGAACAUGGCGCAGCAAGUGUGGUGCUUGUCGUUCCGGCAGCCUUACGCCGGCCUGGUUCUGGAUGGGCUGAAGACGGUGGAGAGCCGCUGGAGGCCAGUGUUAGCGCCGCUGGAGAACCAGACUCUGGGGAUCCACAUUGCCCAGAGGGACUGGGAGGGGGGCGAGUGGAGGGAGGCACUGAGCGGCCUGAUGGGAAUGAACCAGGUCCAGAUACAAGAGCUGCUGACAUCCGGAGACAGGUUCGGCCGAGGGGUGGUGGCAGGUCUAGUAGAUGUGGGCGGGACCUGGGAGUGCCCCCCGACCCUGCAGGGGGCAGAACUACAGGAGCUGGAGCAGGCGGCUCUUCUGAUUGGUCUGCAGGAGAAGCACCUGACCCGGCUGUCAAAUCCUCGCUGGCUGAAGGCGCCUCUGAGCGCUCGUGGGGGUCGGGACCUCUGGACCGUGGAAAUCCCCCCCGAGCUGUUACCAUGACAACACAACACUUCACUCCCAUUGGACGAUUAAUUACCACCUGUUUGUUCGUUAAGGAUAAUCAGUCUGUUUGAAUAAAGGUAUUUUCUGUAACGAGA
This is a messenger RNA of Eleginops maclovinus (Patagonian blennie), 813 nucleotides long. RefSeq lists its product as uncharacterized. The record is from RefSeq and is a predicted model, not a curated record. NCBI's taxonomy places the organism in Eukaryota, Metazoa, Chordata, Actinopteri, Perciformes, Eleginopidae. The transcript is spliced from 3 exons. Bases 248 to 715 code for a protein of 155 amino acids.